AAAACAGUCACGGUGGUUGAUCGACUGACUGUCACCCUGUGUGUAGUAGUUGGUCAUCAGACGGAAAUGGGGCGGGUAUAGUACAGUUGUAUAGAGUUCAGUGCGACAAAAAUGUCCGAGUCCACGUUGAUAGCAUUAUUAUUUUGGUUCGGUACGUUGUCGUGACAUCGCUGAAACUGAUCGCUGAGAAUUCCACCACGCACCACGACUCCGUUUGAUGAGAACUUGACAGUAUGUUGCAACAGGGACAUCAUCGGCAGAACAACGUGCUGGACUCCACGUCUGACUUCGACUCACCGAGGCCAGCAAGACGCUCCAGACACGGACAUUCAACCACCCUUCCCCAUAAUUUUGACCCAGGCCGUCGAAGGUCGUGGAUUCCCGGCCUUGAGAGCGGUGUGUCAUUGUUUUCUUCACACAGCCAGAAAUCCGUUCGAAUACACGGUCUGAGCGACGAUGAAUGGCACAGUCUUUUGUCUGCAAUCACUGCCAUAUUCACACGCAAGAAAGUAGAGCCAGCUGAUCUGUUUGGGCUACACAAGAAAAUACAAGUGGUGCUAAAAUCAGAAAUCAGUACAUUCCUAGGAGAGUAUUACAAGACGCAUCUGAUAAAGAAAGGAAUGAUUAUUCUUAGAGACGAGGUUAACAAAACAGUCGAGAAGAAAAAUGGAAUCAUUACUGCCUUGUCUCAACUUUGGACCGAGUUCUAUUCUACGAUAUUACCACAGUUGCAAGCAAUUUUUAACCCAGUACAGACAACUGAUCUUACGAUACGGCAGAUGACGUUGGUUGGAUUCAGAGAUUAUGUUGUUCUCAACGUGAAGGUCGAAGAUGCUCUUCUUGAGGAAAACGUCGUGAUAACCCCCGAGGUCAAACAGAUGAUGCUGGUGCUUCAACACGUACAGGACACCAAGCCUCCGUCUGAAAACUAUCUGAAAUUGGAAGAGAUGGUUUCCAGAAUAAUCGAUCCCUAUAUCGGAACACGUGGUCUCUACAUUGGCGGUAGACUGAAAGUUAACAGAAAGAUUUCUACCGUGACAAGACCUACUCUGUUACAAUGGAGCUACUCGUUCACAGAAAGUAACAACAAUAAACCUAGUAAUUUGAGGCGUACGGAUUCAGUCGAGUCGGCGAAGUCUCCCGGUUCCAAUGGAAAAGUUGUAUUCAGCAUACCAGGUGACAGUACCGACUCGGAAGGCACGAGUGAAAACGGAAAUGACGACACGUGCAGUGGGAACGGGAACGGAAACGAUAAUGCGAAUGACAAUUACAAUGUGGAUGGAAUGCGACGUAUGAACAUUCGUCGAGGGAGUGUCCCAAUUCUUCCGUUGUCCAGAAAUACAUUGACAGAAGAGAGCGAAGAAGAAGAUGAGAUGAUCGAGACUGGGUUCAGUCUCGAUGACAGAGGACACGUAUGUUCCGUAUCGACGCCUAAGCAAAUCCCGCGCAGAAAAAGGAGUACAUCCGAAUUGCCCGACCUGUCUAAAUUUCAGCGGGACUUCAGACGGGGUAGCAUGCCCUCUGUUUCAAUUUUGAAAAAUUCAAAUAAUAAUGGCAUCCGAGCGUCUGAGGGAAAAGGGCACAAAAGUAGAUUCCAUUUGCGAUUCAGUCACAGGAAAUCAAAAACCGUGAAAUACCUUUAAACUUCAAGAGAACAAUAUAACGCCAAUAUUACAUAUCAAAGUGAUUUACAAAGCCCCAUCCCGAUUUUACGUUAUGACAGUAUUCAUCCGUGAAUAUAUUAUUCUUCUCGUUAUAUUUUGAUUACGAUUUUUAGCAAUGCCUUCCGAAUUAUGUUUGGUGAAGACAAGGACUUUUAAAACAUUUCUUGACCGAAAAAAAAAUAUAAUACACUUUUUUAUUCUAUAAGGAAGCGUUUCCGUGACGUAAAAAUGACGUAUAUGGUUGUAAAGCAAUCAAAUAAACAACUGUAUCUGUUUGGUUGGUUUGCCGUUCGUCAUUUUAAUCUCUAUUGACGGGUUACUGAUUAAAACAUUUCCCACGUCGUCAAUGGCGUCUUUUUCGUCAAUUACGUCACGGAGGCAUUUUGACGCUAGAGGGCGUGACUUUUAGGAACAGUUGUUUUGUUGAGAUUCUUCACAUAUCCCACGGUAGUUUCAAGUAUGGUUGGUUUUUUUUAUUGAUAAUCAGGUUUAUCCAUUCCGCAGACGUUUGCGAAUGAUUGUACGUGUUCAACGUCCUGUUCAUUCAUACUAUAAAUUGUUCAACUAUUUGUGAUGACUAUCACGUCGAGUGACACAUUAAAAAAAACGAAACAUUUAACGACAGGUAUUUUGACAGAUUUAAAGAUUUUAGAUUGUUGUAUUUAGUAAGAUUCGAUUAACCCAAAAUUAGAUUGAAAACGUGGUUAGAUAUUGCAAUGUAUGCACAUUCGAAGCAACUUGUAUUCAGAAACAUGAUUUUACAGUUAUGACGAUGCAUUUGUUAUAUGCGCCCUCUGGUGUCGAGUGUGUUUACGACGUAUGGGUAAACUUAGAUAUGGUUUUGAUAUGUGGUUGUCUGUAUUGCAUUUUACUGUGUGUGCGUGAAUGAAAGGAACGCCUAAUUACCAUCGUCAGCAAACUUGCUAUCGAAUCGCCUGUGCUGGCGUCUGGAGAUCGUUGUCAGAUUAGGCCAUCCCAUUUUCAAUAGGAGACCAAGAUAUUUUUAGAGAGGGGUAUGAUCGGUAUAUGAAUUUUCCAUAUUAAUUUUUAUCGUUGUAAUUGUACUUUAUAAUUUAUUACAUAUAAAAUUGCGCAAAACUAGAAAACAUGCGAAAAUAUAGCAUAAAGUAACGACUUGACAGUGCGCCCCUCUCAGUAAAUACCACUGUCUCCUUUUGAGAAUGAGGUUGCCCAAAUUGUUUCAAAUUGAUAACGAUCUCCAGACAUCAACACAGGGAAUUCGUUAGCAAAUUUGCUGAGGAUGUAGGUAAUUACAGGGGAUGUUCCUUUCAUUCACGCGUCCACAGCAUGUAACAAACGACUACAUGAAAAAAAAAAACUGUCUAUAUGAACGUAAUUGGUUUUACCCAACUACAUCAUUUUAAUAUCACUCACGAGGGCGCUACUGAAAGGCACGUGGUUUCUCAACACUUUUGAUUAAACUAGUGCCUAGAUAAUUCGCUAAAUAUGUAUGUUGUUGUACGUAAUUUUGUAAUUUAUUUUUCGUUUUUAUUAAUUAUCUCGAUUAACGUUAUUUUACCUUCAACUUUAUUAUUUUACAGUAUUAAAUUACUGGAUUCAAGUGUCAAAAAUAUUAUUUAUUAAUUAUUUCAAUUUUUAUUUUGCAAUGUUUGUUUUUUUAAUUUACUUGAUGAAUAAUUUUAUUCAUAAUUAUUUAUUUUUCAAGCAGGUUGUUGUGAAAUGUCACGGUACUUUUCUGGGUGACGGUUAAAACGGGACAGUCGUCACCAGCGCAAUGCAUAAUGCGUCAGAUGUCCAUAGCGCGUCAUUGUUUACAAACAAGCGUCUACCUUUGCGUUUUUAGCGUGUGUUGUUAUCGUCGCUUGGGACUCAAUUCCCGCGCAAGCGCAGGUGACGACCCUCCCGCUUUAAGUAUUCCAGUUGUCGCUUAAAAACAAAACGAUUUAGUGAUUCUUUCGUGUACGCCUUGACCUUUAGUGAGAAUUCGAUUUGGUGACGUCAACGAGUGAAAGACUGUAGACUGUACCAUAGUUCUUUGCGCGCUUUCCCCGUGGGUCGUGCAACGUGCUAGUUUGUAUCGAGAGAUUUACUGCGUUCAAUAUCAAAAAAUUGUUUAGGGCAGCGUUUCGUUGCUAGACCUGUUUUACUUCACAGACGUCUUGCAUACAUUUUCCGCAAUAAUGCGAACUUGCAAACUGUUAACAGUUUCGUCGUUACCAAACGGUACGUUGGUGCAUUUGAAUGCUUUAUACACUCGGGACUGGGUUAUUUAUAAUUUUUUUUUUCCAAUUAGCCCUGUAGUAUUGUAAUUUACUUCUGCAACUGUAUAUUUUGAGAAAAAACGAAUGCUUGAAUUCGUUCCGCAUAUUUACUGUGAUGUGUGAGGGACGAACACUUGCGUCACUUGCAGCUACAUGAACUGGGCAACAAUUAGUAAAAAUGUUUCCACGGAACUAUGUACUCUAUUAUUAAAGGACUGUAAGUAUUUCAUUACUAUUUGUGUGUAUUUGAACAAAGCAAAAUAUUGCUUUUCAUUUACUAUUUGUCGCCGUGUUGCUUAGUAAGUAUUUUGUUCGUGGUCGACCGCCGCGGGAAUCGGUGCUGGUGGCCGGUGCCGGGGAUCGACAAGUUGAGUAAUUAACACUGUACCGUUCACUGCAAUCUGUAAUUCAUAUUGCUUGAUACACCGAUUUCGUUCAACCAAAUAAAAAAUAACAUUCAAUUUGAA
This is a messenger RNA of Saccoglossus kowalevskii, 4374 nucleotides long. RefSeq lists its product as uncharacterized. Lineage: Eukaryota; Metazoa; Hemichordata; Enteropneusta; Harrimaniidae. The record is from RefSeq and is a predicted model, not a curated record. Gene Ontology annotation, cellular component: TORC2 complex. Gene Ontology annotation, biological process: TORC2 signaling.